AUCUCGAGUUAUACUUUAAUUUCUCUCUUUAUCAUUGUCUCUAGCUAUUCCGUCCUUUCCUCUUUCACUCUGACUCUACACAGAUGGAUAGCUCUUCCUCUUCGAGUCACCGUGGAUCUUCUAUAAAUGAGGAGAAGCAUAUUGUUGUUCCCGGCAUCCAUGAACACGCGUUAAUGUCAACGCCAGCCGGAGCGCCAUAUAGCUGCGAUGGAUGUAAAGAAGGAGGGUGUGGACGCAGUUAUCGUUGUGAAGAAAAGAAUUGCAGUGGUUAUGUCCUCCAUGAAGAAUGUGCAAGCGCUGUUCUUCAUCGUGAAAACCCCGAAAGUCAUCCAUUUUUCAAAGGAGAAGUAUUCGCGUUCCUAGAGAAACCCAUUGGGCAUCCUAGGUUUUGUGAUGCAUGUAGAAUGGAAGUGAAAGGGUUUGUGUAUUAUCGCGAAGAAACAAAAAAGGACACAGGCUUGGAUUUGCAUCCAUGUUGUUUGAAGCUAAGACACAACAUUUCUUAUGAAGAGUCAAUCGCGACAAAGACACUCACAUUGCAACAAAACGUUCCGAAAAAGUGUGGCCUAUGUAAGCGUAAGAAAUUUGGGGACGAUGGCGAACCUAAAGGGUGGUCAUAUGUAACUUCCGAUGGAGAUUGCUAUCAUGUUUCUUGUUUUAAGAAAUGGUUUCUUGAGAAAUUGAGUGAUUAUUUCUCGGAAAAGAAGGUUGUAGUGUCAAAAAUGCAGAGCAAUAAUACUGUUGAGAAUAAUACGAAAGUUGGGAAAGUUAAAGGACGAUCAAAUUCCAAAGUAUCAUCAUCAGUGGCAAAGAAGAUGGCGGUAAAGAUAGCACCAGUGAUACUCAAGGCAUUGUUUGCAGCUAUUUUUGGAGAUCCUGUUUCUCUUGCUGUUGCUGCAUGGGAAGCCAUAGUUACCCUUUUUAAUAAUUAAGUAGUUUCAUUAUUGUUUGUCUUCUUUUUCAUGGCCUACUUUUCUUUUUCUACCGGGGAUUUCACUUUUGUUUCAGCUAUCCAAUACAUUGUAUUUCUAUUUAUCUUUGAAUAAUGUGAGUUUGGU
This is a messenger RNA of Arachis duranensis, 1058 nucleotides long. RefSeq lists its product as uncharacterized. NCBI's taxonomy places the organism in Eukaryota, Viridiplantae, Streptophyta, Magnoliopsida, Fabales, Fabaceae. The coding region runs from base 84 to 932 and encodes 282 amino acids. The transcript has 2 exons. The record is from RefSeq and is a predicted model, not a curated record.